AUGUUCUCAAUCGUCGCUCCGCCAUUCUCGCAAACUUCUGUUAUACAGAAAAAUACCGGGUUUGUGAUCCCAGACUGGAUCCGACCCCGCAUUUCAAGUGGAUCAUGGCUAACAGGAUGUCAGAUGUUCAGAAGCACAAUUCUUAGACAACCCCUGUCGCUGGCCUCGGUGGCUACUCGCCGUUCAGUUUUGAGCACUGUUAGUGGUGCUUCUAGUCUCAGAACUCAGAGAUUUUUGGGAACCAUUCCUCAACCUCCAGGAUACAUUCAGGGUACUGUGAACGACCCUGUUAAGCUGCCUCCUCCUAGCCCCAGCCAUGGUUCUUAUCACUGGUCUUUUGAGAGACUUGUGGCUGUUGGAAUGGCUCCUUUGGUCAUUGCUCCUCUUGCUACUGGCUCAUUGACUCCUGUUCUUGAUGCCACUCUGGGCUCGCUACUGCUGGUCCAUGUCCAUCUUGGUCUCGAAUCCUGCAUCAUUGAUUAUAUCCCCAAACGUGUCUACGGCAAGCUUCACAACUUGGCUAUCUACGCUUUAUAUGGAGGCACUGCUCUCAGUCUGUACGGUCUUUAUGAGUAUGAGACCAAUGACAUCGGUCUCACUGCUACCAUUGGCAAGGUCUGGAACGCUUAA
Messenger RNA from Sugiyamaella lignohabitans, 630 nucleotides. It is a transcript of the gene SHH4, whose product is annotated as protein SHH4. Gene Ontology annotation, molecular function: ubiquinone binding; heme binding. Lineage: Eukaryota; Fungi; Ascomycota; Dipodascomycetes; Dipodascales; Trichomonascaceae. Gene Ontology annotation, biological process: mitochondrial electron transport, succinate to ubiquinone; tricarboxylic acid cycle. Bases 1 to 630 code for a protein of 209 amino acids. The transcript has a single exon. The record is from RefSeq and is a predicted model, not a curated record. Gene Ontology annotation, cellular component: mitochondrial envelope; membrane.